GUUGUUAUGGCAGCAACAAAUCGACCAAAUUCAAUUGAUCCAGCACUUCGUCGUUUCGGUCGUUUUGAUCGUGAAGUUGAUAUUGGCAUACCUGAUGCUGUUGGUCGUUUAGAAGUUCUUCGUAUUCAUACAAAAAAUAUGAAAUUAGAUGAUAAAGUUGAUCUUGAACAAAUUGGUAAUGAAACACAUGGUUAUGUUGGUGCUGAUAUAGCAUCAUUAUGUUCAGAAGCAGCUUUACAACAAAUUCGAGAAAAAAUGGAUGUUAUCGAUUUAGAAGAAGAUACAAUUGAUGCUGAAGUUCUUGCUUCAUUAGCUGUUACUCAAGAUAAUUUUCGAUUUGCACUUGAUCAAUCAAGUCCAUCUGCAUUACGUGAAACAGUUGUUGAAAUUCCAACAACAACAUGGAAAGAUAUUGGUGGUUUGGAAAGUGUUAAACUUGAAUUGCAAGAGCUUGUCCAAUAUCCGGUUAAAUAUCCAGAAAAAUUUCUUAAAUUUGGUAUGACACCAUCACGUGGUGUUCUUUUUUAUGGACCACCUGGUUGUGGUAAAACAUUAUUAGCAAAAGCUAUUGCGAAUGAGUGCCAAGCAAAUUUUAUUUCAGUUAAAGGUCCAGAAUUAUUAACGAUGUGGUUUGGUGAAUCUGAAGCUAAUGUACGUGAUAUAUUUGAUAAAGCUCGUCAAGCAGCACCAUGUGUACUCUUCUUUGAUGAAUUAGAUUCAAUUGCCAAAGCUCGAGGUGGUAGUGCCGGUGAUGGUGGUGGUGCUGCUGAUCGAGUUAUUAAUCAAAUUUUAACUGAAAUGGACGGUAUAGGUGCAAAGAAAAAUGUUUUUAUUAUUGGUGCAACCAAUCGACCAGAUAUUAUUGAUUCAGCUAUUCUUCGACCAGGUCGUCUUGAUCAAUUAAUUUAUAUUCCAUUGCCUGAUGAGAAAUCACGUUUUGCUAUUUUAACAGCUGCUUUAAGAAAAUCACCUAUAGCAAAAGAUGUUGAUUUGAAUUUUUUGGCUAGGGAAACCAAAGGUUUUAGUGGUGCUGAUUUAACAGAAAUUUGUCAACGUGCUUGUAAAUUAGCAAUUCGAGAGUUAAUUGAAAAAGAACAACAACGCAAUGAACAAACAGCAAUGGAUUCUGAUGAACCCAAUCCAAUAUCAGAAAUUCAUCGAGGUCAUUUUGAAGAAGCGAUGAGAUUUGCUCGACGAUCAGUUAGUGACGAUGAUAUCCGUAAGUAUGAAAUGUUUUCUCAAACAUUACAACAAUCACGUGGUUUUGGAUCACAAUUUCGUUUUCCUGAUCAACAACAACAACCAUCACAAGGUGGACAUCGUGGUCAAAAUAAUGAUGAUGGUGAUUUAUAUUCUUAA
Adineta steineri is the source of this 1359-nucleotide messenger RNA. The record is from the annotation of a GenBank genome assembly. NCBI's taxonomy places the organism in Eukaryota, Metazoa, Rotifera, Eurotatoria, Adinetida, Adinetidae.